Molecule: messenger RNA, 259 nt
Organism: Funneliformis caledonium
Lineage: Eukaryota; Fungi; Glomeromycota; Glomeromycetes; Glomerales; Glomeraceae
Source: the annotation of a GenBank genome assembly
AGCUCUUAAAGAGAAAUAUGAUGACCCUGAGUGUCUUCUAGUCUGGCCUGAAACAUUUUUAACAGAUAGGAGGCUAGAGUUCAGGGGUGAUUGUGAGAAAUUAAUGAGAGAACAUGACGUGAAAAUUCAGAAGGCCUUUACUAAAGAUACUAUGGGUAUUACUGAAAAAUAUAAUGGUGAUUUAACUAGAAAAUUGUUUCGUUCACAAGAUGCUUCUAAUCUUUUGACUUUACACUUAAAUAAGAUAUCCUGGGUUUGG